Messenger RNA from Diuraphis noxia (Russian wheat aphid), 725 nucleotides. RefSeq names its product WD repeat domain 37 (gene Wdr37). The record is from RefSeq and is a predicted model, not a curated record. Lineage: Eukaryota; Metazoa; Arthropoda; Insecta; Hemiptera; Aphididae. Gene Ontology annotation, molecular function: protein binding.
UUAAAAAUUUCAGGACAUGAUGAAGAAUUAACUUAUGCUUCUUCUCAUCAUUCCCAGAAGUUGGUUGUCACUGCUUCUAGAGACACUACAUUUAGGUUGUGGGAUUUUCGUGAAGCUAUAAACUCAGUUUCAGUUUUUCAAGGUCAUACUGAUACAGUUACUUGUGCGGUUUUCACAUCUGCUGGACUUGGCGGAGAAGAUAAAUUAGUAUCUGGGUCAGAUGAUCGGUCUAUAAAAGUUUGGGAGCUACGUAAUAUGCGCUCUCCAAUUACUACCAUCAGAGCUGAAUCUGGUGUAAAUCGUUUUGCUAUUGCUUCUAAUGGUGUUAUMGCUAUUCCUCAUGAUAAUCGACAAGUUAUGUUGUAUGAUAUGACUGGACAACGAGUUAACAGAAUACCCAGAACAGCUAGAAAUAGACAUAGACGUAUGGUAACAGCUGUUGCGUGGAGUGAAGAUAAUUCAUUUGCUAACCUAUUUUCUUGUGGAUUUGAUCGAUUAGCAUUAGGAUGGUCUGUUCAGUUAUGUAAGGACUAAUCCUUAUUUAUUUAUCAAGUUAAAGUAUGUCAAAUAUAUAAAUGGCUUGUCAACAUUAUUACUUCUUUUUCUGUUUCCUAUUUUUUUUUGUGAGUGUGUAAGCCCUAACUUAUAUUGUGUAAAACUCAGAAAGUAUUAAAUUAAAAUUUAUAUAUAUAUAUUAUAUUGUAUUAACAUUGUUACAAUUUGUU